Molecule: messenger RNA, 1419 nt
Organism: Drosophila takahashii
Lineage: Eukaryota; Metazoa; Arthropoda; Insecta; Diptera; Drosophilidae
Gene: ppk5
Product: pickpocket 5
Biological process (GO): sodium ion transmembrane transport
Cellular component (GO): plasma membrane
Molecular function (GO): ligand-gated sodium channel activity
Source: RefSeq, a predicted model, not a curated record
AUGGAAGUGCUUAAAUACGUUAUUAGCGAUAAUUCCUUACCGUGGAAGUUUUACUUCAUCAUAAUUUUCGCAUUGGUAGUUUUUGUGGCCGUAAAUUUGGCAGUGGGAAUUUAUAAUAAAUGGGACAGCACGCCAGUGAUUAUUGGAAUUAGUUCUACAAUGACUCCCAUUGAUAAAAUACCGUUUCCGGCAAUAACGGUUUGCAAUAUGAACCAGGCUAAAAAGUCGAAAGUAGAGCAUUUGGUGCCGGGAUCCCUUGGAUACGCCAUGCUCCAAAAGACCUGCUUUAAGGAAACUAACUACUCGCAAUAUACGGAUAUUCGGCAUAGAAAUGAAACCUUUCCAAAUUUUAUAUUAGACGUUUCUGAGAAGUGCUCAGAUCUAAUAGUGUCCUGCACAUUCCAUCAACAACAAAUUCCUUGCACUGACAUUUUCAGAGAAAUUUUUGUGGAUGAAGGUUUGUGCUGCAUAUUUAAUUUUUUGCAUCCCUAUUAUCUUUACAAAUUCAAGUCCCCCUAUAUUCGGGACUACACUUCGUCGGAUAGGUUCGCAGAUAUUGCCGUAGACUGGGAUCCAAUUUCUGGCUAUCCACAGAGAUUGCCGUCAAGUUAUUAUCCCCGUCCGGGAGUUGGAGUUGGUACUGCCAUGGGUCUGCAAAUUAUUCUCAACGGUCAUGUUAAGGAUUACUUUUGCUCUUCUACAAAUGGUCAGGGGUUUAAAGUUCUCCUGUAUAAUCCGAUUGACCAGCCGCGCAUGAAGGAGUCGGGAUUACCUGUGAUGAUUGGGCACCAAACCAGUUUUCGCAUUAUAGCUAGGAGCUUCGAAGCGCUACCUACUAUAAGGAAUAUUCACAGAACAAAGCGUCAAUGUAUUUUUAGCGACGAACAAGAACUACUCUUUUACCGCUAUUAUACGCGCCGAAACUGUGAAGCAGAGUGCGACUCCUCGUUCUUUCUGAGAGCCUGUAAUUGUAUUCCUUAUUACUUGCCUCUAGUUAAUCCAAACGCUUCAAUUUGCGAUGUGAAUCACUUUGAAUGUCUGAAUGGCGCGGAGUCACAGAAUUUCGACGUAAAGACCUCGCAGUGCAAGGAGCAUUGCCUAACCAGCUGCCACGAUUUAAUUUUCUUUCCCGAUGCUUUUACGACACCAUUGAGCCAAAAGAAGGUUAAAGCCCAGAGCAAUUAUUUCAAGAACUUGUCAAGUGAUUACAUACGAAAAAACUUGGCCGUAGUAAACUUCUUUCACACCGACAACUAUUUCAGAAGCAGCGUAAGAACAUCGUACACCGGACCAACUGAAUAUAUGGCCUUAACUGGUGGCAUAAUGAGCUUAAUGAUUGGAUUUAGUGUAAUUUUCAUUGCCGAGAUAAUAUACAUAAUAAUCUAUAUUUUAACCCUGUUGCUUCUCUUACUGUUUUGA